Messenger RNA from Brenthis ino (lesser marbled fritillary), 2454 nucleotides. The record is from the annotation of a GenBank genome assembly. Lineage: Eukaryota; Metazoa; Arthropoda; Insecta; Lepidoptera; Nymphalidae.
AUGGAAUUGUUGCACGUGAUUAUCAAAGCCGGCCCAUCGCCCCGUCCUCUGGCGUGGUCUGUGGAAGUGUCUUCAACAGAGAGUGGCGAUGACUGGCGGAUGCUGCGCGCUUUUGGAGACCGUGAUCAUUGCCGUAAAUUGUGGGAUCUUCGACCUGAGAGGCGGAGAAGGAAAGCUAGAAGUGCUAAACGAGCUAGUCGAGCGGAAAAAGCAUCUUGCUCAACUCAGUUUACAAGUCCGAAGCCGCUAGAAAACGGAGAGAUGCAUGUAAACAUGGGUGAAGGGGUGCCAGCUCGGCGCGUGCGGGUGUCGUUCCGCGCCGCACACUCUACCGCCAGACACCGGUAUUAUACUGUUCGUGAAGUGACUCUAGCUGCAAGGUGCAUAUGUCAUGGACACGCGAAACACUGCACUGUGGACCAUAAAAGUGCAAAAUGCGAUUGUAUCCAUGGGACUUGUGGUGUGCACUGCCAGCGGUGUUGCUCCGGCGGUCUGUGGCGCGCUCACAAGCCCUGCGACCAGACCAUGGAAGAUAAGAGCGAAUGCUCUUGCGGUGAAAGAGGGGCUUGCUCCUAUGACGACACUGGUGCUAUACUAUGUGUUAAUUGCACGGAGAAUCGAGCAGGUCCUUUCUGUGAUAAAUGUCUGGUUGGCUUCUACAACAUACUGUCGGACGAUCCGUGCGUGCCCUGCAAUUGUGAUCCAGAAGGUUCUGAAGGUUCAUGCAAAUGGGACAGAAAGCAUCACCAGGUAAAGUGUGUUUGCAAGGAAGGGUUCACGGGGCACAAGUGCGACAGCUGCGAGGAUCCGGACGCGGAGUUCCCCAACUGUCUGCGGCAGGCGACGGCGCCCGCGUGCAAGUGCGACCCGUGGGGCGUGGUGGACCCCAGCCGGGUUUGUGAUGAAGUUUGCGAGUGCAAGCCGAACGUGGUGGGGUCGCGGUGCGACGCGUGCGCGCCGGGGCACUUCGGGCCGCGCUGCCUGCCCUGCUACUGCUCGCGCGUGGGCUCGCUGUGCCGCGCCGACGACACUGUCGGGGACGAUGUGACUCUGCCACUGGGCGAUGCAUGGAGCAUCAGCGACGCCGCCACCGAGGACAGCGUGUCGCCGGCUGUCGACGAAGAAGGAAGGCCCUUCCUCAUCAGCUAUGAGGUGGAGGGGUGGGAGUCGUACUACUUCGUGAGCACUCACCUGCGCGGCGCGCGCGCGGCGCUGUACGGCGGCGCGCUGGCGGCGCGCGUGGCGUGGGGCGUGGCGCGCGGGGACGCGGGCGGCAGCGCCUCCGCCGCGCCCGACGCCGUGCUGCUCGCCGCCGAUGGCACAAAACUAACAUACGGCAACACCAGCUACGAAACUCCAGGGCUAACAGAGUUGAAGGUCGUGCUGAUGGAAGAUGGCUGGUUCCUGGGCUCGGACCCCAUCUCCCGCUCACAGUUCCUCGACGUGCUCAGUGACUUAAAGGCUAUUAUGAUCAGAGCUCAUUUUCAUUUUGAUCAAGAUGAGGUGCGCCUGGAGAGCGUGGAGAUAAAGGCGGGCCCGCCGGGGCUGCGCGAGGUGUGCGCGUGCCCGGCGGGCUACGUGGGCGCGCAGUGCGGCGCCUGCGCGCCCACGCACGUGCGCCUCCCGCGCCGCGCGCCGCCCGCCUUCGAGUGCGUGCCCUGCGCCUGCAACGGCCACGCCGGCUGCGACGCUGUGGACGGGCCGUGCGGGCCCUGCCAGCACAACACGACGGGGCCGCACUGCGAGCGCUGCCUGCCCGGACACUACGGGAACCCCGUACAAGGCGCGUGCAAGCCGUGCGCGUGUCCGCUGUACGAGGCGUCCAACAACUUCAGCCCGAACUGCGCGCUGGCGGCGGCGCGCGGCGACGAGUUCGUGUGCACGCAGUGCCCCGACGGCUACACCGGCGACCACUGUGAGCUGUGCGACGCCGGCUACUGGGGCUCGCCGGCGACGCCGGGCGGCGCGUGCCGGCGCUGCGCGUGCGGCGGCGGGCCGUGCCACGCGCGCUCCGGCCGCUGCCUGGUGUGUCCGCCGCACGCGGAGGGCGAGCGCUGCGACCAGUGCCAGGAGGGGUACUGGGCGGGCGGCGACAACGGGUCGUGCGUGGCGUGCGCGUGCGGCGCCGGCGCGCUGUCGGCGGCGUGCGACGCGCGCGGGCGCUGCGCCUGCGCGCGCGGCUGGGCGGGCCGCGCCUGCGACCGCUGCGCCGCCGGCCACGGCGGGCUGGCGGAGGGCUGCCCGGCGUGCGCGUGCGGCGCGGCGGCGCGCGGCGCGGCGUGCGCGGCCGACAGCGGCGCCUGCGCCUGCGCGCCCGGCGCCGCGCCGCCGCGCUGCGCCGCCUGCCUGCCGGCGCACUACGGCCUCACCGCGAGCGGCUGCGAAGCCCCGGACUUGAACCCAGGACCUUUGGACGUGCAGCCGUACAUGCUAGCUACUAAACCACUGAGACAA